Molecule: messenger RNA, 1251 nt
Organism: Paraphaeosphaeria sporulosa
Lineage: Eukaryota; Fungi; Ascomycota; Dothideomycetes; Pleosporales; Didymosphaeriaceae
Product: NAD(P)-binding protein
Exons: 3
Coding region: 184-1251 (355 amino acids)
Biological process (GO): NADPH regeneration
Cellular component (GO): cytoplasm
Molecular function (GO): oxidoreductase activity; nucleotide binding
Source: RefSeq, a predicted model, not a curated record
CGAAAGCACUCGUAACGCCAACAGAGCGAAAACCUCCUCCGAACAUGCAGCACAACCUACAUAAUCAAUUCAUCACACAUAUAAAAAUGACACUUCUUUGCGCCCUGCUUUCUCGUCCUCAAAAGCAUUCUCCGUGAUCGCAGUCAUCGUAUUUUGCAGGCAAACUUCCCUUAUCUUGAAACCAUGGCACCCCGAAAACUCCAGAUCGCAGCCGCAGGCUUAGGUCGCAUGGGCCAUCGUCACGCGCUGAACUUCCUCAACCGCGCACCUCGCGCCCAGCUCGUCGCUGCGUUUUCGCCUGAUUCCAAAGAGCACGAGUGGGCGCGUGAACACCUCGAGCCGCAUGGAGUGACUUUGUAUACCGACUAUGACGAGAUGCUCAAGCAGGAAGGCCUUGAUGCUGUCGUGAUUGGCACUGCGACGUCAGUGCAUGCGGAAGAAGCGAUAAAAGCGAUGCAGAAGAACUUGCAUGUGUUGUGCGAGAAGCCUCUCAGCACGAGCGUCGAUGUUUGCAGACAGGUUGUGGAGGAAGCGAAGAAGCGGCCGCACUUGAAGGUCAUGUGUGGCUUCUCGCGACGCUUUGAUGACAGUUACCAAAGUGCAUACGGCAAAAUCGAACAAGGUCAGAUCGGCCGGCCGACUAUACUGCGCUCACAGACAUGCGACAAACAUGACCCGUCUGGAUUCUUUGUGGAGUACGCGGCCUGGUCUGGUGGCGUCUUCGUUGACAUGUCCGUACAUGACAUCGACCUUACCCUGUGGUUUUUCGGCAACCAGAUCGUGCCCAAGUCGAUCAGCGCUCACGGGUGCAUCGCUGUCCAGCCAGGCCUCGCGCAGCACAAAGAUGUCGAUAACGCCGUCGGGAUUGUGGAGUUCUGGGGCGGACAGAUCGCGUACUACUACUGCUCGCGUAUGAUGGCCCAUGGCCAAGAGGACGUUACGGAAGUCAUCGGCACUGAGGGCAAGCUCAGCGUGAACCUCAACCCACAGAUCAACUUGGUACAGACGUACAGUGGGAAGGGUAUCACAAAGGAAGUCCCGGCACACUACUAUGGGCGGUUUGAGAUGGCUUUCGUAAAGGAGGCUAACGACUUUGCUGCGGCCUGUCUCGACGACACGCCGUUGCCCAUGCCAAUCGAGAAUGCAGUAAAAGCGGUGCAGAUUGGUAGCUGGUUGCAGGAAGCGUUAGUGACUAAGAGGCAGAUCCACUUCGACCAGAGCGGGAAACGGCUGGGGAAGGCCAACUUGUAA